Molecule: messenger RNA, 6828 nt
Organism: Ricinus communis (castor bean)
Lineage: Eukaryota; Viridiplantae; Streptophyta; Magnoliopsida; Malpighiales; Euphorbiaceae
Exons: 10
Coding region: 270-6395 (2041 amino acids)
Cellular component (GO): nucleus
Molecular function (GO): metal ion binding
Source: RefSeq, a predicted model, not a curated record
AGUAACAAUUCACAAAAAGAAAAAGGAUUUUAGUUUAAUUAUUUUUAGAGAAAAAAAGUCUUAAAAUUAAAAGCAAAUAGUAAUAGAACUGAAAUUGAAAACAGUGUUGACCAAGAAACCAGCGGACGACCACGACGACUAACACCAGUAACAAAUCCAACUUGCAUCGCAAAGGUCAAUGUGAAAAAGAAAAAGAUAAAAAAGCUUAAUUGUAUAUCACAGAAAAAUCAGAAGAAGAAGAAGAAGAAGAAACAAUAGUGCAAUCAGCAAUGGAAAAUCGGUCAGGCUCAUAUUUUCACCAAACCAGGUAUGGCCAAUCUAACCAUCAUCAUCAUGUUAUCCCCAAUAGUUAUGUCCACCACCACAACCACACCCACCACCAAUCCAACUUUCAGCCUGCACCUCAACAAUUCCGGCCUCCACAAUCACAAUUACCACCACCUCAUCUUCCUCCGCAUCCAUUGCCACUACCACCCUACCAACAGCAACAACAGCAUCCUUUUAAUAAUCCUCGCUUCCCUUUUAAUAGCACUAGAUCGCACCCUGAUGCUCUUAAUUUCCCCCAAUCACCACCACCGUCUCGAUUACCUUCCGAUUUUAUCGGAGGAGACUUCCAAUCUAGGGCUUUGCAGCCAGGGUCAUACCAUCAGCAUCCUCUUGAUCCAGAUUCUUAUCGCCGUCAGUUAGAUCAUCAUCAUCAUCAUCAUCAGCCUAUGUCUCCUAUUAAUCCUAGGAUUAUUGAGGAACAUAAACAGCAGCAAAGAGGAGAUCUUUCAUUUGGUUCGAAUUCUAGGGAUUUUAGAAUUGCUGCAUCCAAUAAUCAAAUCAAUCACACUGAAGAGGGAAUUGAGAAUCAGAGAUGGGUACGUCGUGGUAGAGAGAUUAUUAGAGGUGUUCAUGAUUCUGUUAUUAGUGAUUCUGAUGGAAAUCGAAAACGUGAGCAUUAUAGGAGUAGUAGAGAAUUUAAUGUUGAGAGUGGUCAGGGAAGUAGUAGAGAGGGUAGUCAUGAAUUUAGUAGGACUACUCCAAGGAAGCAAUUACCAAAAAAAAGUGCUCUUCUUAGGAUUCAAAAGCCUACCAUUCAAAAGUUUAGGAUUAGAGAUGAUGAUAGAGGACAUCAUUAUUCCGCCUAUUUUGAUCAUACUAACUACAGUUCUUCUUUUCGAGGCAUUAAGGAUAAGGAUCAGAAUCUGAGCCACCUGGAUAGAGAAACUGGAGAUCAAGUUAGGGAGGGUAGUACAAUGGAGCUUGAUGUGUCUUUUAAGUCCAAUUCAUUGGUUGCCAAGGCUAUUGUCACGCCUUCUGCUGAUGUUUCUAAUUCGAAUUUGCCACCUAGGAAUGGAAAAUUAAGGAAUAAGGAUAAGAAUAGUUCAAGUUCAUCACCAAGUAAAGCCAAUGGAGCUACUAUAAAAUUGGACAAUGUUGUUUCAGUUGCCAAAAAUACUUCCAGCUCUGACAAGGACCUAAAACAGUCCAAAGAGGAAGUGAAAGUUUCUGUUUCCAGUGGGACAAAAGUCUCUAUUGGAAAGAAUAAAGGGGAGAGUCCUACUAAGGGUACUGUGUCAAAUAAAGGUGGAGCUAAUGUUGUUUCAGGCAAAGCAUCUUCUUUGAAGGUUCUAAAGAAAAAACUUGUGAAGAGACCGGUGAAGAAAGCAAUAAACCCAAAUCUGUAUUCUUCAAGUUCAAAGCUAACUAAGAAGAGUGAUGGACCUAUAAUAAAAGAUAGCUUUGUCCAUGCGCAACCUGCAUAUUUUCAGCCUGACAAGGAAGCCGCUAUAACGUCAGUUAAUGUUGUUGAUUCACAGCCUUGCACAAAUGAAACAAAUGUGAUGCCUGAGAAAUGCAGAGUGGAGGGAUGUGCUGAGGCCAUGGUAUCUGAGAAUGGCGCGAGUGCUGGUUUUGGGAGAUUAUGCUUGCCUAAUAUCAAGAGAAAGAGGAGCCAUUCCACUUCUCCUCUGGGCUCUUCAAGUCUUGAAGAAACCAAAAUCAAUGAGAAUAUGGUAAAUGAUGAUUCCACCAAUUACUCUCAUGCUAUCUUAAAUACUGACAAGGAUUAUACUAAAUUGCUAAAUGAAACUACUGGUUCUGACAUUGGUGCCGUCGAAGAUGCUGCUAAGCAGCUUUGUCAGAGUGGAGACUCCUUGUUGCUUGAGAAUAAUGCAGCAAAUGGAUCUCCUAAAUAUUUGCUUUCUGCCGAAGGCAAUGCUGAUUGUGGUUGCUCAAAUUCAGUGAAAACUAAAAUUCAUGAGGGUCCUGCAGGUUCAUCUGAUAUGAUUUUAGGUUAUGAGUCUGACAAUGGCUUAAUUAACUUAACAGAGAGAACUACUGUUUUUGACAAUGGGAUAACUGAUGGUGGCUGCAAGCAGCCUUGUACAAAUGAGGUCAGUCCAUCGAUUGAGGAUGAUAUUGUUGAUCAAUUUGUAAAUGGAAGCAGCCAAAUCUGGCAAGGAACUUCUGGGGAAAUGACAAAUGGGAUUGUUGCCAGAAGUGCAAGCCCAUCCAUCGAAGGGGUAGGUACCACUUUUGAUUCUAAUAAUGGCAACCAUGUUUCAAGGGAAAUUAGUUUGUCCAGUAAUGGGGCUAGUAUUAGCAAGCAGCCAUCUCCAGAUAGGGUUGGUAUAUCAUUUGAGAAUGUUCCAGUACGAGGAUCAUUAAGUCGAAUGGUUUCUAUGGGUGGAAGGGAGGAGGAUGAUACACUUAACAUUGACAAGAGUGAUAUAAAAGUCAAAAGCUCUGAAUUAGAUUUUUCAAAGUCAGAGGUGAAUGAUGUGUAUGCAGAGCCUGUAAAUAUGGUUACCUCUGCUUGGGUGGAUACAACCUUAAGAUUGUCUUUCAAAGAUCCUACUCCAACAGAGUUUAUAGUCUCUGGUGAUGAACAUAGGGAUGUUGAUCAGCGACCCCAUACAGAUGGAGCCAAUGUUUUAACCCAGAGAAGUUCAAUGGACGUUUCAGAGGCUAACAUUUCAGUUAGCAGCACUACUAGUGUUUGUCCGAAUGCAGGUUUGAUACAGAAUCAAAAGAAAAGAAAAAUCACUGGUUCUCAACUGGAAAUGUACUGUCCAAUGACAUCUGAUGUGGUUGAAGGACCUAUAAUUACAGGUAUCUCAGUAUCAACUGCAGAAUUGCCCUGCAAUUCUGGUUGCAGUUCUGAUUUACCAUCUGUGCAAAAGGAGACCACUGCAUCACUUAAUUGUUCUAGAGUAAGAUAUGAUAGCACUGCGGCUCCAUUUAGAGAUGUCUUUGAAAAGGAUGGUUUGAGGUGUAUUUCUUCUUGUUCAACUGCUGAAGAACUGUCUGUCCCAAAAGUGAAAUCCGUCUGUCCAACAGGUUUUGAAGGAGAAAAGAUUGCAGGUACAACUCCAGUUAUGGCUGGGAUUAGUCAUCAAAAUAAUUCUAUUCAUGCAGAAAGCGGUGAGGGAGAAAAAAUGGAUGUAGAUGCUGUAGAAGAGCAACUUAUUGUUGACAGUGGGACCAGUCAGUGCCAAUGUCCUUCUGAAGUUCAGUCUCUAAACUCUGAUGAAAGAAUGCCUGUUGUGAAUGUGGAGGAUGAAAACUGUCUUGAUGCGAAAAAUGGUUUACCUUCUGCUUCCAACAAUUUGUUUUCACUAAGAGAUUGUAAUGGAACUUCAACAACUGACACCAGUGGUGAAGCUAUGGUGCUAGUACCUGAUACAUUACCCAACAUGGAUUAUCAAGAAACACUGCCUGAUGCCCCAAGCAUAUUGCAGAGCUCACUUUCCAUCAAACAAGCUGGUGGGAAUGAUGAAAUCCUACUUGGGAUGUCUGCAACUCAAGGUGGUUCUGGCAUAUCUGCUGUUACUUCUGGUUCACUGAUUACUGAAGAUCAUGCAGUAGAAAAUGCUAACUCAUUCGGUGGGAAGGCAACCUUGCCAUCACAGGAUACCAAAAGUAGUACUCAAACUCUGAAUGCCAUGAGUAAAGAAAUAUCUGGAAGGAAGAGCCAUCACAAUAUUGCUGCUUAUCCCGGUCGCUCAUCUUUUGUUUUUUUGGCUUCAACAAGUACAGCCCCUUCAAACCAUAUCUCCAAACCCCGGACAUGGCAUCGAACUGAUAGUUCUUUUGCUCCAGCUUUACCAGGAAACAAGGUUUUUUCAAGCACUGUUCCUACAAAAUGUCAAUUGCCCAAGAAGGUCACUAAGUUCCAUAAUACUUCUUACAUUCGCAAGGGUAACAGCCUUGUCAGAAAGCCUACUUUAGUGGCUGCUCAACCCCUGGGUUCUCAUGGUUUGAGCUCUUCUGCAUAUUGGCUCAACUCUUCUGGUAAAUAUGAAGUCAAGAAGAAUACUGACACUAGAACUGGUGUUGCUGACCCACCAAACUUUGUGAAAUCAGGAGUCGGUGCUUCUUUUGAGAGGCCCAGGACACCACCUUUGCCCAGCAGCACAAAAAUAUCAAAUCACCCUACCAAUUCUAUGGGGGACUGUCUUUCUUCUCCGUUAGUGGAGCGCCUUCAUAUUUGUGCUGCUGAAGCUGCAUCAGAUCCUGUGACUUCUACUGAAAGUAAUGAUGUGUUAAAGUCUUCUGAAGAUACAGUAAAAGUUUCAGAAAAACACAUGUUCCAAACUGGCCAAAUUAACAAUUUGGAUUGCGAAACUGAGCAAAAUGAUGGGAAUGCAGUGUCUUCUAAUGCCAAAAGUAUAAAAUAUGUUAAGCGAAAAUCAAAUCAGUUGAUUGCAACUUCAAAUCCUUGUUCACUGUCUAUGAAAAAUUCCCAUAGCACUGCAGCCCUACCCUCUGAUGGCUAUUAUAAAAGGAGGAAAAAUCAGCUAAUUAGGACUUCAGUAGAAAAUCAUGAGAAGCCAACAGCCAGUAUGCCUGAUGAAAGUGUAAAUACUGAGGGGCAAGCUCUUCAUAACAUUACUUCUGGCAGAAGUUUGACAAAGAGACGGUCACGCAAAGUUGUGGCAAAGACACGUAAACCUUCAAAAUUCUCUUCGGUCUGGACACUACAUAGUGCUCAGUCUUUGAAAGAUGAUUCUCAUUCAUUGCAUAGCCAGAAGGUGUUGCCUCAAUUGCUUCCCUGGAAAAGAGCAACAUCAUGGAGGAGCUUCAUUCCAAGUUCAGCUGCCAUUUCCAUUAACGGUUCCUCAUCUUUAAUUAGUAGAAAGUUGCUGCUUUUGAGAAAGAGGGAUACGGUAUACACAAGGUCGAAACAUGGAUAUUCACUUCGAAAAUCCAAGGUACUAAGUGUUGGUGGGUCUAGUUUAAAAUGGUCAAAAUCCAUUGAAAGGCAAUCAAAGAAAGCUAAUGAGGAAGCGACCCUGGCAGUUGCUGAAGCUGAAAGGAAGAAAAGAGAACGAUUUGGUGCUUCACAUGUGGACACUGGAACAAAGAACAGAAACAGUUCUUCCCGUAAGGCAGUUCAUAGUUUAAAGCUACACCCAGGAGAACGGAUAUUUCGCAUUGGUUCAGUUCGCUAUAAAAUGGAUUCAUCAAGGCGGACUUUACAAAGGAUUUCAGAUGACGAGUCAUCACAUUUGGCAGCUCUUCAAACUGAAAAGGAUGCGAAGAGAUAUUAUGUUCCAAGGAGAUUAGUGAUUGGAAAAGAUGAAUAUGUCCGAAUUGGCAAUGGUAACCAACUUGUUAGAGAUCCCAAGAAACGAACUCGAAUUUUGGCAAGUGAGAAAGUUCGGUGGAGUUUGCACACUGCUAGAUCACGACUGGCUAGAAAGCGAAAGUACUGUCAGUUCUUUACAAGAUUUGGGAAAUGCAACAAAGACGAUGGAAAAUGUCCUUACAUACAUGAUUCCUCCAAAAUUGCAGUCUGCACAAAGUUUCUAAAUGGUUUAUGUUUUAAUCCAGUCUGCAAAUUAACGCACAAGGUUAUUCCAGAGAGGAUGCCGGACUGUUCUUAUUUUUUGCAAGGUCUUUGCAGCAAUGAAAAUUGCCCAUACAGGCAUGUCCAUGUAAAUCCAAAUGCAUCUACUUGUGAAGGAUUUUUGAGGGGAUAUUGCAACGAUGGCAAUGAGUGUCAGAAGAAGCACAGCUAUGUCUGCCCGACUUAUGAAGCAACAGGAUCCUGUCCUGAAGGAUCCAAAUGCAAGCUUCACCACCCCAAAAUCAGAAUCAAGGGAAGGAAAAGUAAGCAAUUACGAGAGAAGAAGAAUUCCCGGGGGCGGUACUUUGGUUCAAUGCAUGUGAACAUUUCUGAACCCGGAACUGCUGUGUCUGAAAAACACUCGGUGCAAGAAAAUGAUAACUUUUGCUUUGAAGGAAGCAUAUCUGAUUAUAUAAGCCUUGAUGUUAGUGAUGAAGCUGAAGAAAAUAGCAAUCCUGCAGACAAGCAAACAUCCCUUUGUGAUAGUGAUGCUUUGGACUUAGAAUUAGUUGACCUUGAUGAGCUCAUUAAACCAAUUCGUAUAAUGAAUACCUGACACCAUUAGUCUAUGAUCUUGUCCAACUCAAGUGAGAAGCGCACAAGCUUGUGUCUUGAAGGAAUUUGGUUUACUGUACAUGAGGUAAGCUCAAGUUUAUAAGCACAUAAGGUUAUGCCUCGUAGGAGGAAUUUGGCUUAUCAUGUGUGAGGUAAACCAAUUUGAUCAUAUUUCUGUGUGGUGCUACAAUUGAAUGACAACAAGAAUGGUAUCUUGUCAUUGGAAUGACUUGGUGGGGAUGGAAUGAUUUUGACGAGCUCAUAACUUGUGUUUAUGUAUAUGAUACUGCUGUUCAAAAUAUAGGCAUAGGAAUACUUUUGAUUUAUAUUUCUUUUCUAGGCUUUUACAGGAAUAUCUUUUCCAUUGUCAUCUUCGAUGUAUCUGAGGGUUGUAAGGAUUUGCAAAUUGAAUGAUACAAUAUUUUACCGUUAAA